This is a messenger RNA of Orbicella faveolata, 1378 nucleotides long. Its product is annotated as N-acetyl-D-glucosamine kinase-like. Lineage: Eukaryota; Metazoa; Cnidaria; Anthozoa; Scleractinia; Merulinidae. Gene Ontology annotation, molecular function: N-acetylglucosamine kinase activity. The record is from RefSeq and is a predicted model, not a curated record.
CGCAGUCCAGUCCCCUUAUCCUUCACAUCUCUCAAGAUGGCGGCUGUCCCAGACAAUUUGUAUUUUGGCGGAAUUGAAGGUGGUGGAACAGGUUCAACAGCAAUAAUAUUAUCAAGUGAUGGAAAAAUUGUAGGCCGCAGUACUGGACAAGGCACAAAUCACUGGCUUAUUGGACUAGAAGAGUGUCUUCACAGAGUAAAUGAGAUGGUGGAAGAAGCUAAAAGAUCUGCAGGAAUUGAUAUAAAUAAGCCAUUGGCUUCUUUGGGACUUUCACUGAGUGGCCUGGAGAAGGAAGAAAUUCAACAGAAAGCUAUUUCCAUGAUGACAUCAAAGUACCCCAGCUGUAGUAACAUGUAUCACAUGUGUUGUGACACUGUUGGUGCUAUUGCAACUGGUUCUGACCAAGGUGGCAUAGUGUUAAUAUCAGGGACUGGCUCCAACUGCCAAAUGCUAAUGCCAAAUGGUAAAACAUUCAACUGUGGUGGCUGGGGUCACAUGAUGGGCGAUGAAGGAUCAGCGUGGUGGAUAUCACACAAAGCCAUCAAAACAGUGUUCGAUACCGAAGAUGGAUUAGUCUCUUCACAACACGACAUCACUUAUGUAAAGAAAGCCGUUUUUGAACAUUUCAAGAUAGACAACUUGUUUGGGAUGUUGGAUCACCUGUACGCCAAAUUUGACAAGGCUUAUUAUGCGGGGCUGUGUAAAACUAUAGCAGUUGGUGCAAAAGAAGCCAAGGAUCCUUUAUGUCAACACCUGUUUUUCCAGGCUGGGGAAAUUUUAGGGACACAUGUCAGAGCUGUUGUUCAACAUAUGGAUAAGGAAUGUCAGGACGCUUUGUUGAAUGGUGAAAAAGGACUAAAGAUUAUUUGUGUCGGUGCCGUGUGGCAAAGCUGGAAUCUGCUAAAAGAUGGAUUUGUAACAGGCAUUCGGUGUUCUAGCAAUGCCGCUGUCCAAGUGAAGCGCUUUUCACUUGUUAAGUUGCGUGAAAGUUCUGCCGUGGGUGCGGCUGCUCUGGGAGCAAAAACCGCUGACCACCCGCUUCCUGUAGAUUAUGGUUCGAUGGUAGAUGAAUUUUUCAGUCACGAAUUUUAAAUAAUAUAUGAAAAACGCGAACUAACUAACGAUUGUUCUAUCCGAAAGACUAACAAUAUGAACUUCACCCUUCCCCGAAGCUUAGAGAUAACUUUGUGAUAACUUCGACUUCCUAAUGAAAUUACACCACGGAUAACGAUGCCAUCUUUCAAAAUCCGCCUCGUUCGAUUCUUCUCCGGUCUUCUCGUCCCUUGCCUUGAUUGUCGUAAAGGGAAACUAUAAAAUUGUUGCCAAGAAAGAGUAACAUUUUUUAUAGCCUACCUUAAGGCGGGACUUAACCUAAAAU